GGUCUCAAAGGUAGAGCCGGUUUAUACAGGCAUAUUUUCUGUAGAAAGACGAAAAUAACCCUUUGUAUUUGUAAUGGAUCCGGGCUUAUUCAGCAAUUGCAAUUCAGAUCUGAUAUGAUCCUCUGCGGAUACACGUUGCCUGGAAAAAUAUCUGUGUUUUUCUCUGCUCAUUGCAUCUCUUAGCUGAUCUAAUCAAGAAGGAAUCCUCAAUGGAAUUUGAGACCUCCGAAGAUACGAUGGUCGCCGGACUCCUCCACCUGGCCAAUGCCUCGCAACAACCUUAUGUCUCCGAGCUCCUCUCCUUCACUCUCGAUCGCCUCCACAAGGAACCAGAGCUUCUUCGUGUGGAUGCAGAGCGCAUUAGGCGGCAAAUGCAGGAGGUGGCUGUAGGAAAUUACGGAGUGUUCAUAGCCGCAGCCGAUGCCUUGCUCUCCAUACGCGAGGAGGUUUCUGCUGUCGAUAAGCAUCUGGAAUCUCUGAUAACUGAGAUCCCAAAGCUCACAUAUGGUUGCACUGAGUUUAUUGACUCUGCAGAACAGAUUCUGGAGAAGCGGAAGUCAAAUCGGACAUUACUAGCCAAUCAUAGUAUUGUGCUUGACUUGCUUGAAAUUCCACAACUUAUGGACACAUGUGUGCGUAAUGGAAAUUAUGAUGAAGCCCUUGAUUUAGAAGCUUUUGUUUGCAAGCUGUCUACAAUGCAUCCAAAGUUGCCAGUCAUUCAAUCUCUAGCAACAGAAGUCAGGCAGACUACCCAGUCUUUGCUUUCUCAGCUUCUUCAGAAACUUCGAUCAAAUAUUCAGUUGCCAGAGUGUCUAAGGAUUAUUGGGUACUUAAGGCGCAUAGGAGUAUUCAGUGAAUCAGAAAUGCGUCUACAGUUUUUGAGGUGCAGAGAGGCGUGGCUUGCAGGCAUUCUUGAUGACUUGGACCAGAGAAAUGUUUAUGAGUACUUAAAAGGAAUGGUGAAUUGUCAUAGGAUGCAUCUUUUUGAUGUUGUUAAUCAAUACAGAGCCAUAUUCGCCGAUGAUACAUCUGGAAGUGAAGAGAACUAUGAUGGUGGCCUUCUUUUUAGUUGGGCCAUGCAUCAAAUUACUUCUCACCUGAAAAUUCUUAAGACCAUGCUCCCCAAGAUUACUGAAGGUGGAUCACUUUCAAAUAUCCUUGAUCAGUGCAUGUAUUGUGCCAUGGGUCUUGGAUGGGUCGGACUGGACUUCAGAGGCUUGCUUCCACCUCUUUUUGAAGACGCAGUACUAAACUUAUUCUCUAAGAAUAUGAAUACAGCAGUUGAGAAUUUUCAGCUUGUCUUGGAUUCACAUCGUUGGGUUCCAUUACCAGCAGUUGGCUUCACUUCAAACGGUACAACUGAUGAAAGUCAGGAUGACGUGACCCCGCCUUCUUAUUUGAUGGAGCAUCCACCUAUUGCUGUGUUUGUUAAUGGUGUAUCGGCGGCUAUGAAUGAACUACGGCCCUGUGCACCUGUAAGCUUAAAGCACAUUCUGGCUCAAGAAGUUGUCAAGGGAUUGCGAGCUGUGUCGGAGACUCUGAUGAGGUACAAUUCGACUAGGGUGCUCCGAGAGAAUGAGUCUACACUUUUUCUCUCACUCUGUCGAGCAUUCAUUGAGGUUGCUUUUCCUCAUUGCGCGACUUGCUUUGGACGUUGUUAUCCUGGUGGGGCUGCGUUGAUUACCGAAUCGAAGAAUAUAUUUGAUGGUCUUAGCAGGCUAUUAGCAGUCACUCCAGUAAGAGGAGUUCCAAAACCAACAAUUGAUAAUACUGAAGGGACGCAUAUUACAGAAAAUGGUGGUGAGUUGGCCGUUGACAACAAUGAUGAAAGGAUGGCCCACACUGAUGUUGACGAAAUGGUGGUUGCCAAUGGUCAGGCAACUGUGCAGGCUGAGACCCAAGGGGAUGUAUAAUAAAAGUCCUUGUCCUUUGUUUUGUAAAACUUUUGAGGAAGACCUGAUGUUAGUAAGUUUUCUGGAAUCUAUUCCAAUAAAUUUUAAAUUUGUUCUUA
This is a messenger RNA of Magnolia sinica, 2011 nucleotides long. RefSeq names its product conserved oligomeric Golgi complex subunit 8. Gene Ontology annotation, cellular component: COG complex. Lineage: Eukaryota; Viridiplantae; Streptophyta; Magnoliopsida; Magnoliales; Magnoliaceae. The transcript is spliced from 12 exons. The coding region runs from base 210 to 1913 and encodes 567 amino acids. Gene Ontology annotation, biological process: intra-Golgi vesicle-mediated transport. The record is from RefSeq and is a predicted model, not a curated record.